CUGUGGACAGUUAAGUAACUGGCUUUCUUUAGCAUGGGAAAGGACGGACAGUCCUGAUUUUCUUUCAGUAUUCCUCAGCUAUAUGGAUCUGACCCCCAAAUUACGUAAGAUCUGCAGUGAUAAAACUCAAAAAAAACGCAAAAAACACUCACUGCCUGUCUUUGACCACUUAUACCCCCGGCAUUAUUAUCAACAAUUGUCUUUAUACAAGUUUGGAGGAGAAAAAUGUUUCACACCAAGUAUGCAUACAAAGGGUCCCAGCACACUGAGCAGCGAAAUUCCCAAAGCAAACACGCACGGGGACCUGCCGGAGCGGUCCCGCUACUCUCGCGAGACAGUUGCCAGAGGCGCCGUUUGUUCCCGCGAUAGCCCAGGGCGUCGCUUCCGGUUUGCGGAGCCCGCCGCGGCGUUUCCUGGGGCAACGGCCAUGGCGGCUGUGCCGUCCGAGCGGCUCUUUUCGCUGGAGUUGCUGGUGGAUUGGGUGCGUUUGGAAGCCGCGCUGCCGCCGCCGCCCCCCGCUGCCGCAGUGGAGCGGGAGGAGGAAGAAGAGGGAAAGGAGCAGGGGGAGGCCUCGUCGCCGCGCGCUCUGUGCCCCGCCGUGGCCUUCCGCCUGCUGGACUUCCCCACACUGCUGGUUUACCCUCCGGACGGCCCUGGCGUGCCCGCCCCGGAACGCUGGCCCGGCGCGAUCCGCUUCGGUCGCGGCAAGUCUUGCCUCUUCCGCCUGCCCCCUGCCACCCUGCACCGCCGGCUCCUGCGGACCCCGCUUGCCGUCUUGCUGCUACAGCUGCCCCCCGGGCUCCUGACGCCCGCCCCGCAGCUCCUGGGGGCCUGCGACAUCUCGCUGGCCACCGCAGCCCACAGUGUCGUGGGGCCGGCCGCCUCCGGGUGCUCCCACCUGCACCGGGGACGUUUCCCCCUGCGUAAUAGAGUGGGCGCGCGGACCGGGGACAUUGCACUGGCCUAUCGCCUUACUGACCUGGGAAGCCACCUGCUGGGCCAUCUUGAGCGACCCCUCACCUUCACCCCCACGGGAGGAGGAGCGGAGGUCAGUCCCCAAACCCCGCAGGAAAGACAGCAGCUACAGCAGCCAGCCUCACAGCCAAGCCCAAAAGAGGCCGAUAGGCUGCUGGGGGAGUUAGGAAUCCCAGAGGCGCAGAAGGACUUGAAGGAAAUAGUUUUCCAAAGUGAGGGCGAAUGUGAUCAUGUGGGUUCUGUGGAGAAUGGCAAAACCAAUUCUAUUGUUACUUGUUCAAGUGCUGUCAGUGAGAGGAAUGUUAGCUCCCUAAAUGAGGAAGUCACAGAGUUGGACAUGGAGACCAAUAUAUUUUGCCCUCCUCCUUUGUAUUACACUAACUUGACCCAAGAAAAACCACUUCCUGCACAGGCUAAAAUCACCAUUGAGCCUCAAAUGAAUGUACCUGAGGAAAUGAGUAGUGUGUCUCCUGAAAAAAACUAUAUAAAUCCCCCAACACACAGGAGUCGUCUAAAAUAUCCAAGUUCUGCAACACAUGAGCAUCCUCCAAUGCUUGUAAAUCCUCCACAUAUUCAGGAUGUAGGAGCAAUUAAUCAAACAUGUCAAACUGAACAAAACAGAAUUAAUACAAUAAGGCAGUUGCCUUUGUUAAAUGCUUUGUUAGUUGAGUUGUCCUUGUUGUAUGAACAACCUGUGACAAGUCCUGCUCAAAUACAUCCACACUUAGCCUGGUUAUAUAGGACUGAGGAGAAGAAGUCACCAGAAUCUUCUGCCAAAUCCACAUGCCAGUCUGAAUCUAAGAAGGAUAAACUUUCUGUGGGGGGAUGUGAAAAGUCAGUGAGUCUUCAUUAUAAAAAGAACCAAAUUGGAAACUCUAAGAAAGAUAAAUAUUCUGAAAAGAACAGUGGAACCCUCCAAAAAAGAGUUGCAAAAGGGAGGCUACUUUAUGGCUUAACAAAUACACUAAGACUACGUUUAAAGCAGACAAAUCCUGGUAUGUUGGUGGUACAUGAAAAAAGAGAACUAUAUAGAAAAACACAAGCACAAAUGUUGGGUACAAAAUUCAGAAUUCCAUCAACCAAAGUUAAACUAUUAAGCUUUGCAGAACAAAGCCAGGAGCCACAUCAGCUGCCUAAAGAUAAGCAUUUAGAUUUAGAUGCAUCUUUUACUGAAAAUAGUGAUACCUCAAGACAAAUGAGUGGAGUUUUUGAUGAUCCCAGCACAAGUAAAGAAGCUAAACUGAAACGUACAACUGAGAAAAAGACAGUGGAUUGCAGUAAAAAUGGAACCAAUAAUGUUUCAUUGAUAGAAAUUGUGAAUCCUGCAAAUUUCAUUAUUCCAGAAAGGCUCACCCAUGCAAGUAUUUUGGGAAGAAAUGUGGAAAUGCAAAUCCAAAGUCCAUGUGUUUUCCAACAGGAUGCUGUUGUUGACAGAAUUAUAGAUAAAGAAAUAGACAUUAGACAGGUCAAAACCACAGAUGACAAUAUUCUUAUAGCUGAUAUAAGUGAAAAUAGACCAGGUAAAAACAGUUGGAAUGAAAACAUCUCAGAACUGAAGUAUUCAGAUGACUUGUCUAGCCCUUGCUAUUCUGAAGAUUUCUAUACUACUGAGGAUACCAGUAGAAGUUUAAAAGCUCAUGAUAGCAGUUCAAGGACAGAAAAUCCAAAACAUAGUCAAUAUACAAGCAAGUCUAGUGAAACAAGAUUGUCUAAAAAGAAAAAUAGUAGUGACAAGAGUUCUAUUCUUAGCCCACCUUUCUCAGCUGGGUCACCUGUACACUCAUGCAGAAAAUUUCAUAUUUCAAAGACUCAGGAUAAAAGUUUGGAGGAAGCAUGUAGUAUCUCUACCAGUGAUUUAUCUUCAUCCCAUUGGACUGAAGAAAAAGAAAACCAGAAAGGUCGAAAUAGUAUGCACAAUUCUAAAGUUACAAAGAGUGAUCAAGACAUCUCUAUUCCAACAAGAAGUAGUUGCCAAUCUUUAGAAAAAAGCCAGUCACCAAGAACAUCCCAAGUGAGUUCUUAUCUGCCUUCAAAUGUGUCUGAACUAGAACUUAAUGUCCUAGAUAGCAGUACAUCAGAUCACUUUGAAGAAGACAAUGAUGAUGUUGGUUCACUAAAUAUUUCCAAGCAAUGCAAAGAUAUUUGUGAAUUAGUAAUAAAUAAACUUCCAGGAUACACAGUGUGAAAAUACAUGCUUUUUAAAAAGUUUCAACAACCUAUGUGUACUGUUAGUGAAAAAAAUUUUAAACCUAUUUUAGUACCUGAAUUAUGUGAAUAAUUAUUUUUAAGAAAUAUGAAUGUUAUUCCUUUGAUGUUUAGUGUUCUAUUAAGUCUAAUAAUAUUGAUUAUUAAAUCACCAUAUAAACAGACUUCUUUUUAACUUGUUUAAUCAUAAGAAUAAAAGUAUUUAUUUUUAAA
This is a messenger RNA of Saimiri boliviensis boliviensis (Bolivian squirrel monkey), 3393 nucleotides long. It is a transcript of the gene MAP10, whose product is annotated as microtubule associated protein 10. Lineage: Eukaryota; Metazoa; Chordata; Mammalia; Primates; Cebidae. The record is from RefSeq and is a predicted model, not a curated record. Gene Ontology annotation, molecular function: microtubule binding. Gene Ontology annotation, cellular component: mitotic spindle pole; mitotic spindle midzone; centrosome. Gene Ontology annotation, biological process: cytoplasmic microtubule organization; positive regulation of cytokinesis; mitotic spindle midzone assembly.